This is a messenger RNA of Labeo rohita (rohu), 1194 nucleotides long. RefSeq names its product coiled-coil domain-containing protein 152-like. The coding region runs from base 96 to 851 and encodes 251 amino acids. Lineage: Eukaryota; Metazoa; Chordata; Actinopteri; Cypriniformes; Cyprinidae. The record is from RefSeq and is a predicted model, not a curated record. The transcript has 8 exons.
AUCUUGGAAACAAACAUACCGUGAAUAUACACUGAGAAAGUCCCAUACAUUGUUUACUGUAUUUAUCGUCAAAGAUAUUUACGACUUUCGUCAAGAUGAAAAAGCUCACUGUCGUCGACUUGACUAAACUUGUCAAAGAUUUCAUCCAACUGGAACAUAAAAUUACGGAGAUGAAAGGGGAAAAUACUACUCUUGAAGUACAGCUGGACGAGACUAGCAGACUUUUAAAAAUCUCACAGAACAAGGAGAAACAGUUGAUUGAAGAGAGAGAUGGGCUUUUGGAAACUGUCAAAGGUCUACAAAACACCUUACAACAACAGUGCGACCUCAGAGUUGAAAAUGAAGGCCUGAAAAAUGCAGCUCUUCAGAUGAAGAAAGAAAACGAAGCUCAGUUAAAGGAAAGCAAUACUCGCCUACAGAGGAUGGCAGCUGAGAUGAAAGCUCUACAAGAUCAACACCAGAGGGAGUUAGACGACUGUGUUAAAGAAACACAAAGGAAACUGGAUGCUAAAGAUACUGAGCUGACAGAAGCACAUGAGAGAAAUGAAUGCGCUUUGGAAGAAAUGAAAAGGCAGAUGAGAGAGAAGGAGAAAGAAAUACAAAGCCAAAUCAUUAAACUUCAAAUGGAGUUUGGUGCUAAACUUGCAAGGGCCCAGAGCAUAUCCGCAAAAAAUCAGCCGCAGACACAAUCAUCUGCUCCUCGUCCACAGAACAUCUUUAAAAGAAAGCUCCAGUUCAUUCAGGAGGAGAAAAACAAAGAGAUUGAGGCUCUGCGUCAGAAGGUGAGAGAGCUGGAACAGCAGAGCCUUCACGGAUUGAUGGAGUCUCGUCUGAAGAGGAGGAAAAACUGAGACUUAUUUUAAUCUGACCGUUGAUACGUGAGGGCCUUUUAUCUGUUUUUAUUUUAAAAGCAUUUCCCUCAGAAUAUGUUUUAAAUAUUAUGUUCUGUUUUGUUCUUAAUUUCAAUGUACAUUGCCUAUCCACGAUAAUAAAUAUACAUUUAUAAACAUAUAGCUGUGAAGACUGCUAUAUGAGAGGUCAUUCAGAAGGGGAGGAUAUGGCAGGUGACAUGGAGUUCCAGGAGAUUACAGGCCGAGCGCUCUUGCAUUGGUUUGGGACACCUGUAAACACAACCGCCAUUUUCCAGAUAAAGCUUGUAAUCUCAUCAAUAGAGACGGCUGGUAAUUCGGUGCC